This is a messenger RNA of Phlebotomus argentipes, 2255 nucleotides long. It is a transcript of the gene Smyd4-2, whose product is annotated as SET and MYND domain-containing protein 4. The record is from RefSeq and is a predicted model, not a curated record. Gene Ontology annotation, molecular function: protein binding. Bases 239 to 2197 code for a protein of 652 amino acids. Lineage: Eukaryota; Metazoa; Arthropoda; Insecta; Diptera; Psychodidae. The transcript is spliced from 3 exons.
UAAUCAUGCAUUCCUCAGCUUGAAAAAGUGAGGAAAUCCGCUGAAGAUCCAAUGUUUAGGCAUGCUUAUUUUUGGCUCGAUGCCCAUUGAAUGUGUUCGGAAGACGAGAUUCUCUCAACGAGUCUGAAUUGCCUCGACGAUGGACGUAUUUAAUUCAGUUCGUUUCUCGCUCUGGCCAGUCGCGAAUAUUAUUUUUAGGCCCAUUUUGCGCCAGUGACUUUUCCACCCUGGUGCAAAGAUGGAAGAUUUUGAUCCCGGUUACACGAAAAAGUGCAGCACAAUCACAGUUUUCUCCCUGGAACGCGGAUUCUUUCGGGAGUUCCAUGAGAGUGUGCGAGAAUCUUGCGGAGAAGAGUGGAUUGAGUGUGAUUUUGCGAAGACCGAAGGUGGAAAAGCAAAAUUGAAGAAACUGCUGGAUGACGAUGCGAGUGCGGGCCCGAUUCUGGGCACACUGGAGCACGUGACGCCCAUUUUCAAGGAGAAGGACUUCUCUCAAGCGCUGAAGAAGCGUUUUGAGGGCGACAGGAAGUUAUUAGAGAGUAAUUUCCAAGCCGCUAGAAUUCUCUUCAGUCAGGCUAUAAUUAAGGCGCCUUAUGGAGAUUCGGAGAAUGAACGGAAGUUCCUUGCUGAGACGCUGUGGAAGCGUUCAGAAGCUCUCAUUGGACUGGAGGAGGGCGAGAAGGCGCUCCAGGACAUGAAGUAUGCCACAGAAAUGGGAUUGCAAGUGAAGCAAUCUCCUGAGUACUUCUGGAGGAUGGCCAAAUGCUACAUACAGACUAAGGACUUCAAGAAGGCCAGAGUAUCGCUGGCACUGGCGGAAAAACUCAUGGGAAGUGAUCAAAUUAUACAGGAGAAAGUAACAAAAGACAAGGAAGAAUUAGAAAUGCUGCAAAAUUUGAAAACUCUCCAGAAGAAGGACAUUCUGGAUGACUUGAGUGGCAAGAAAUCUGGUCAGACUCUCAAUGGUCCCUCUGAUAAGUUAGAAAUCGCCUCUAGUCCAUCGAAGGGAAACUUCUUUGCAGCAUCAAAGAACAUCAAUCCAGGAGAGGAUGUAAUCUGUGAAAUUCCCGCUGCCUCAUGCUUGCUGCCUGAAUUCUUCGGCAGUCACUGUUUGAAUUGCCAGCAACGUCUGGUAGCACCCAUAAGUUGUCCUGAUUGCUGCUCCGUCGCAUUUUGCUCGCAAGAGUGCCAAAAGAUUGCCUGUUCGUCGUAUCAUCGCUUCGAGUGUCGCUUUCUGGAUCUUCUCAUUGGAUCUGGGAUGUCAAUCCUCAGCUUCAUCGCUCUCAGAUUGAUCACUCAAUCUGGAUCGUAUGAGAAAGCCGUGGAGAAUGUCCAGAGUCUCCUCGACAGUUUCUGCAGACACAGCGAGAUGCGUUCUGGAGAUGAUUAUCUCCAGCGCUGCCUCAUGUCCAUCUUCUUGAUGAGAAUUCUGCAAAAGAGUGGCUUCUUUGGCCGAAGGACUACUGAAAGCGUCGAACCCACGCCCAAGGAACUCCACGUAACGGAACUGAUCCUCAAACUCCUCGAAGGAUUGCAAUUUAAUGCCCAUGAAAUCUACGAGACUCUCUUGGGUGCCCAGCAUGCAGUUAUCGGAUCAAAGAUUAUUUACAUUGGCGUUGGGAUUUACCGAAAAGCCUCUCUCUUCAACCAUGACUGCUUUCCUGCCGUGGCGAGAUAUUUCUCAGGCAACCGUCUUAUCCUCACUGCCCUGAGGCCCAUCCCAACCGGCAGUCCAGUGACUGAAAACUAUGGGCCCGUGUUCACUAAGCAGGAUACCCGGCAGAGACAGAGAAAUCUCAGAUCUCGCUACUGGUUCCACUGUGAUUGCCUCUGUUGUCAAGAGAAUUGGCCGAAGCUUGAGGAUCUAACCAAUAAAUCCCGAAUUCGUUGUUCCAGCUUCCAGUGUGCCAAAGUUUUUCCCUUCCCGGAUCAUCCUGAGCGAAAAAUUAAGUGUCCUCAAUGCAAAUCUCACGUAUCUCUGCUGGACAACGUGGUGAAGCUGAAGGAGGCAGAAGAUCUGUACAGAAAGGCAGCGGAAGCGAUGGAUCGAAAUGAGAUCUCAUCGGCUAUUGAUCUUUUCGAAGAGGGUAUCCAGACCUUCUUCUCAGUGGCUCUACCUCCUCACAAAGAUACCCACGUGGCUAUGGAGUCCCUGAGAGUUUGUUAUGCAUUGCUUGGAAACACUUUCAUGAAGUAAAAUUUCUUAUGAAAACAAUAAAUAAAGACUUAUGAGUGUGAAAAGUUCGAUCAUGGAA